Messenger RNA from Durio zibethinus, 1578 nucleotides. Its product is annotated as transcription factor Pur-alpha 1-like. Gene Ontology annotation, molecular function: DNA-binding transcription factor activity, RNA polymerase II-specific; purine-rich negative regulatory element binding; RNA polymerase II transcription regulatory region sequence-specific DNA binding. Lineage: Eukaryota; Viridiplantae; Streptophyta; Magnoliopsida; Malvales; Malvaceae. Gene Ontology annotation, cellular component: nucleus. Gene Ontology annotation, biological process: regulation of transcription by RNA polymerase II. The record is from RefSeq and is a predicted model, not a curated record.
UAAAAGGUUUAAAUAAUUUUGUUUUCAAGGAAAAAAAAAUGAUGUAGUUGGUCAAAUUUCGCCAUCAUCGUCAAUAAUCAAUAAUGGAAUGAUAUAUUGAUAUGUGAUAUCGUUAUCCCUCUUCCAAAGUCCAAAUCCAAAUCCAAACCCUAACAAUUCAUUUAAAAUCCCUUCCAGUGAUAAUGUAAUCGAAACUAGUAAUAGGGAAUUAAUUAAUUAAUAAAGAUUUUGCUUUUAAUUAUUCAUCAGGAUUCGGAUGUAGGCUUUGGUGGUAGCAACUAGCGCCAAGUUAAUCCCACGUUUGAGCCUACUGAUAGGCGUAUACCAAUUUCUUUUUUUUAAUUUUGGUAAAAACCAAAAUAAAAAAAGAAAGGGAAAUGGAAGGGAAUUCAGGAGGAGGGGGAGGCAGUAGCGGCGGAACAGACAGAGGAGGAGGAGGAGGAGGAGGAAGAGAAAGGGGAGGAAACGACGUGGAGCUGGUUUGCAAAACACUUCAGGUAGAACACAAGCUGUUCUACUUCGAUCUCAAGGAGAACCCACGCGGGCGUUAUCUGAAAAUCUCCGAAAAGACAUCGGCUACCAGGUCCACCAUCAUCGUCCCUUCCUCUGGCAUCUCUUGGUUCCUCGAUCUUUUCAAUUACUACGUCAACCCCGACGACCGCGACCUCUUCAGCAAGGAAUUGCAGCUCGACACUAAAGUCUUUUACUUUGACAUUGGCGAGAACCGGAGGGGUCGUUUCUUGAAGGUAUCUGAAGCAUCUGUCAGCAGAAACCGAAGUACCAUUAUUGUGCCUGCAGGAAGUACCAGGGAUGAAGGGUGGGCAGCAUUCAGGAACAUAUUGGCUGAGAUCAACGAGGCAUCAAGGCUCUUCAUAUUGCCAAAUCAGCAAAGUUCUGAACCUUCAGAACGUCUUGUUGGGCUUUCAGAUGAUGUAGGGGCUGGCUUCAUAUCUGGACUCAGCCAGCCUGCUUCAAUUUCUGAACUGAAUGCAGACAGAUCGGUUGAAUUGGCAGCGCAGGAUGAAAUUGGUAACAUGGGGGUGUCAAAGGUGAUCAGAGCUGAUCAGAAGAGAUUUUUCUUUGAUCUUGGGAGCAACAACAGAGGACACUUCUUGAGGAUAUCUGAAGUUGCAGGUUCCGAUCGGUCUUCCAUCAUUCUCCCACUGUCAGGAUUAAAGCAGUUCCAUGAAAUAUUGGGUCAUUUUGUGGAGAUAACGAAGGAUCGCAUUGAAGGAAUGAUUGGUGCAAAUGUUCGAACAGUGGAUCCACCUCAAAGGAGAAUGCCAGUAGAAUUGGUGAAAUAAAUAAUUCUGAUUCUCUCAAGUUUGCUUCCAAUCCUUGAUAGUUGUUUGAUAAGAGGUGCUUGCGCUCUGUUAUUUACAUCCUUCUGCUCUCAUUCAAGCCUGAAAAUAAUCCGAUUUUAUCUGUUUGGUUGACAGAGAAAUAUUGGACAUAUUUGUGAAGCUUUAGAUUCAUAGAAAUAACAAACAACAGUUAGAUAAUUGUAAUUUGUUAGUUUGAUAGUGUGGCACCCACAUUACUUUCUCAAUAAUGCUUAUUUCAUGUGUUUUUUUUUUC